UAUGUACCAAGUCUCACCCAGCCGACCUUUGAGAUCACGCGUAGCUUUGAGAUGGAUGGUCUCCACGGAGACGACGAGGCGCACACGUUCCCUCGCUUCCCCUACUUCUCGGCGCCGUCGACGCCGCCGCCACUCGCGUCACCACUGGCCUCGUCGUCGGACGGUCAGCACAGCCCGCUCGCCGCAGCGCUCCAGCAGCUGGCCCCGCCGCCGUGGCCGUGUACUCCUCCUGAUCUGACCCUUCAGCCGGCGAUGGGGGACGUGGACUGGUCGUCCCUGUUCCAGACGGAGCUGGUGGCUCCGCCGGAGCAGAAGGAGGAGGCCGUGCAGGCGGAUCAGAGCGGGGAGAACGACGGCGAGGCGGGUGGCAGUGGAAGUGGUAACAAGGAGAAGGCGAAGGGAAGCGCGGGGAGAUCGGGGAAGAAGAAGGCGAGCAAGCCGCGGUUCGCGUUCCAUACGAGGAGCGAGAACGAUAUCCUGGACGACGGCUACCGCUGGAGGAAGUACGGGCAGAAGGCCGUCAAGAACAGCUCCAACCCUAGGAGCUACUACCGGUGCACCCAUCCCACAUGCAACGUGAAGAAGCAGGUGCAGCGCCUGGCCAAGGACACGGCCAUCGUGGUGACCACGUAUGAGGGCGUGCACAACCACCCGUGCGAGAAGCUCAUGGAGGCGCUCGGCCCCAUCCUGAAGCAGCUCCAGUUCCUCUCCCAAUUCUAAUCAUCCGCAUCCGGCCGGCAAGCUUCCAUAAUAACCUGGUCAACCCACAAAAAUACAUGUAUAAUACGUAUGUACCAGUUGCUGCCAACUUGUAGCCUUGUAGGGGGGAGUAAAGGAGAAAAAAAAGUGCAUACUUCCUCAAUUCAGUGCGUACUACAACUGUAUCUGUAUGUAUGCAUGAUGUUUUUAUCUUAUCGCUCUGUCUGUUACGUUCUUCGUGAUGAUACAUUCAAAAUAAGACACAAAAUGGAUAUGU
Molecule: messenger RNA, 976 nt
Organism: Aegilops tauschii subsp. strangulata
Lineage: Eukaryota; Viridiplantae; Streptophyta; Magnoliopsida; Poales; Poaceae
Biological process (GO): regulation of DNA-templated transcription
Molecular function (GO): DNA-binding transcription factor activity; sequence-specific DNA binding
Source: RefSeq, a predicted model, not a curated record